AACAAUGGUCACCGAUGCACACUACAGAAAUCUGAUAACAUAACCCUACUCAAGAUCCCCUCCCCGAUCUCUUUCUCUCUCCAUAUCUCGCCAUCACCGUCACCGCCACGACCACCACCAGCGGCUGCGACCACCGGAACCUGCUCUCCAAGGGGGGGUCGGGGUCUCCCUUCUAUGUUUGCAUUGAUACUUUGGCUCCACUUUUCCUGCUGUUCUUCUUUACGCAAAUCAUGAUAUAGGUAGUACGAGUACAUAAUGGCUUCUAAGGGACCAAGGUCUAAGCUUGAGCAUGAGACAAGAGCUAGGCGUCAAAAGGCUCUUGAAGCACCUAGAGAGCCCCAGCGUCCUAAAACUCAUUGGGAUCAUGUUUUAGAGGAAAUGGUCUGGUUGUCAAAGGACUUUGAGUCUGAGAGGAAAUGGAAAUUGGCUCAGGCGAAGAAGGUUGCAUUAAGAGCCAGCAAGGGCAUGUUGGACCAGGCCACCAGGGGAGAAAAGAAGUUGAAGGAAGAGGAACAGCGAUUGCGAAAAGUUGCACUUAAUAUUUCUAAGGACGUGAAGAAAUUCUGGAUGAAGAUAGAGAAACUGGUGCUUUACAAGCAUCAAAUGGAGCUUGAUGAGAAAAAGAAAAAGGCACUUGAUAAACAGCUUGAAUUUCUUUUAGGGCAAACUGAGAGGUACUCAACAAUGUUGGCAGAAAAUUUAGUGGACCCACAGAGGCCUGUGCAACAGUAUCCUGCUCAGCAUCAACUAAAUUCUCCUGGUAGAGCAGAUAUGAAUGAUGUUGGUGAACCUCUGGAAUUGAAUGCUGAUGCUGAUGAAGAUUUUGAUGUGCACUCUGAAGAAGAAUCAGAAGAUGAUGAGCAAACAAUGGAGGAAGAUGAGGCUCUUAUAACUGCAGAAGAAAGACAAGAAGAAUUGGCAGCUUUGCACAGUGAAAUUGAACUUCCACUUGAGGAGCUCCUUAAACGUUAUGAUGUGGAAAGAGUUAGCAGAGAAAGUAGUCCAGAAAAGAGGGAGGAUGCAAUUGAGACAAUAUCAGUGAAAGACAAUAACAGCAAUGGAACCUGUGUUUCUGCUUCCAGUAAAAUUGACACAGCCAACUCGCUUGAUCGUCGUUCUAAUGAAAGCAACGGUGGCUUGUCAUUAGACAUUGAGGCAUCUCCCCCUAGAAAUCUGUCAGAAAGCUCUGGGGAGCUAGCCAAAGAAGAUGUUCCAUAUGAUUUCAGCGAUGAGCAGGAAGAUGGUGAUUUUACCCUUGCUGGAGAAGAGAAGGUAUAUAAUAUGGUAGCAUACUUGUUCUCUUAUUUUUUGGUUAUGGGUUCUCUUUUCUGUUCUGAUACCAAAGGAAGGCAGCUUUAUGGUGGCUAUGUUGUUUGUAGGGGAUGCCUGUUGUCAAAGUUUUCUACUCUAGUUCGUAUGCUGCAGCAUUGUAGUAUAUUCACAGCUAAAAAGUUGUGGGGUUCAGUUGAUGUAGAAGCUGCUUUGAAAUAUGCAGAAGAUGAAGCAGAUUACAUGGCACUGAAGAAAGUUGAACAGGAAGAGGCUGUCGACAACCAGGAGUUUACAGAGGAAGCCAUGAGCAAAGUGGAAGAUGAUGAGUUUGUAAAUGAGGAUGAUAUGAAGGCUGAUGAGUCAGCUGAUCAGGGUGGAUUAAUGACAGCUUCAAUUAAAGAUAAUGGGCUGAUAUUAAAUGGGGGUGGUCCUAUUGAAGAGAAAGCUCUCACUUUUGCUGGCAAAGAAGAGGAUGUUGAUAUGCUGGCUGAUGUCAAGCAGAUGGCAGCAGCUGCUGCAGCAGCAGGACAAGCUAUCUCAUCCUUGGAGAAUCAAUUAAGACCAAUUGAUCGAUAUGCAAUCCGUUUUCUGGAAUUAUGGGAUCCCCUCAUAGACAAGGGAGCAACGGAAUCUGAAGCUAGAUUUGAGGAGGCAGAAUGGGAACUUGAUCGCAUUGAGAAGUACAAGGAGGAAAUGGAAGCUGAGAUUGAUGACGAUGAGGAACCUCUAGUGUAUGAGAAAUGGGAUGCUGAUUUUGCUACAGAAGCAUAUCGACAGCAGGUUGCUUUGGCGCAACAUCAGUUAAUGGAAGAACUGGAAUAUGAAGCCAAAGAGAAGGAAGAGGCAGAUGAUGGGAAUUUUGAUGCUAUGAAUGAGAUGGUAAGUGAACCUAAACCAAAAUCUAAGAAGAAGAAGAAGCCAAAGAAAGCCAAAUUUAAAUCUCUGAAGAAGGGAUCUUUAAGUUCUGAAGUGAAACCUGCAAAAGAAGAGCCAAAAGCAGAACCUAUGUCCCUCGAUGAUGAUGUUAACUCACAUGAAGAGCUCUCUUAUUCGGAUAUUGCAUCACCAUCUUAUCAUGUGCCGAAAAAACGUAAGAAGGUUGAGAUAGGGCAUGAUGCCGAAGAAGGGAAGAGCACUAAGAAGAAGCCUAAAAAACUAAAGAAACCUCCUGACCUACGUCCUGUAGACUGGGAUCCAAAUGCAAUUCGUAAGAGGAAUGAUGACUGUGCAGAGGUAAAACCAUGUGAGAGCCUUGCGGUUGAGUUUGAGCAGAAACCUGCUAGCAGGAGUAAAACAGGAGGAAAAAUUUCCAUUACUUCCAUGCCUGUAAAGCGAGUCUUAAUGAUAAAACCAGAGAAAUUGAAGAAGGGUAAUAUUUGGUCAAGAGAUUGUGUUCCAUCACCUGAUUCUUGGUUGCCGCAGGAGGAUGCUAUAUUAUGUGCAGUUGUGCAUGAAUAUGGCCCUCAUUGGAGUUUGGUUAGUGAAACACUCUACAGCAUGACUGCUGGUGGCUUUUACAGGGGAAGAUAUCGCCAUCCAGUUCAUUGUUGUGAGAGGUACCGGGAACUAAUUCAACGACAUAUUUUGGCUGCACCAGACAGUUCAGUUAAUGAAAAAUUCAGCAAUGCAGGCUCUGGAAAAGCUCUUCUCAAAGUAACAGAGGAUAACAUUCGAAUGCUGUUAAACUUUGCUGCUGGGCAGCCAGAUCAUGAGUUACUAGUUCAAAAGCACUUCACUGCCUUACUUUCGUCUGUAUGGAGGGUGAAGUCUCGCCCUGAGAAUCGACAAAAUGUCUCAUCAUCUCGGAAUGGUGUUCGUUUAGGGGGAAGGUUCCUCAGUCCUUUUCUGAGCCACACACCUCAGGGUUCUGCAAAGGAACCAGCACAGAGGAUGAAAUUUACAAAUUUGCAGGAGUGUAGCAAGUUGUUAUCAGCUGCACUCCAUGAUGCCAGUAAUAGACAGCGGAGUGACACAGUUUCCUCCUCUGAUAGGAGAGAGGAUUCUUCCGUCAUUGCGGAAAGUUUAGAGAUAACACUGGAAAUACAGGAGAGUGGUGACUCUAUGAUUUCUUUCCCACCAGUAAUAAAUUUAUCAAUAUAUGGUUCAGAUCUUGUUACAUCUAGAAACGAGACUGCUGGAGAAGACCUCCAUCUCAAAGCUUCAAAAGUUGCUGCUGAGAACCGGUCUAGGGCAGCAGCUAGGGCUUGUGUUGGUGGUCUGGCUUGGGCUUCAUCUGCCUUCCCAGCAAAUGAUUCCAAGUCGCGGUCAGGGUCGAAAUUGCAGUCUUUGGGGAAGCACAAGCUGUCUGUCUCUGACACAAUAAGACCUAAAUCAAAACUGAAGAAGGCUUCAAUGGAGCAUGGUGAUGUACACAACUUACAUCCAGAGCAAGGGUUCCAGCCAGUGGCAACAAUUGCUCCGAAUGAUCCCAACUUAAGAUGUGACCUGACAUCUGUGACCAAUGACAGCAGUUCGGCUGAUGUUGUUGAUAGCGUUUGUUGCAGCAUGGAUGAGGCCCUUUCACUGGAAUCAGAGGGUUAUGAAGUGGUCCCACAUAAUUAUAUCCCCGGAUUUAUUUCAGGCCUGGAUGAUUGUUCGAUGCUCCCAGACUAUACUGACAUUGGGUAAGGUUAAUCCGAUUGCUCUAAAUUGCUUGAUGUUCUUGGUUGAAGCUUUAUUACGAUCGAUGGAGCUCAAAGUGAUUCUUUGAGCAAGCCAGAUCCUCGGCGCGGGGUACACUGUCAAUUGGAUCACCAUUUUUGGAUGCCGUAUGAGGAGGGGAGUGGCUACACAGGUUUGCUUGUUCACGCUCCAAAACUCAAUUUAACAUUUUUAGGCAAGGAGAGAGUGGGCAGAAGGAAGCCAGCCAAGGACGUCUACCCACCCACAUCACUGCUGAUGAAUUUGUCUCCAUUGCCAGAGGAUCCAAUUAGGUGAAGUGAAUAUAGAAAACGUAGCACUAAUUUUUUGUAAUUAAUUAAUUAAUUAAUUAGCUAGCGGGACAACUUGGGCUUCGGUUGGGCAUUUUGUAUUACAGAUUUUGGCACAUAGAAAGGUAGUUCUAGUUAUUAUAAAAUGGGAAACGUUCUCGGCA
Theobroma umbraticum is the source of this 4366-nucleotide messenger RNA. It is a transcript of the gene PIE1, whose product is annotated as SNF2 domain-containing protein / helicase domain-containing protein. The record is from RefSeq and is a predicted model, not a curated record. Gene Ontology annotation, biological process: chromatin remodeling. Gene Ontology annotation, molecular function: histone binding; ATP hydrolysis activity. Gene Ontology annotation, cellular component: Swr1 complex. Lineage: Eukaryota; Viridiplantae; Streptophyta; Magnoliopsida; Malvales; Malvaceae.